AACAAGAAGAAGAAUAUUUAUACACUGGUGUUUUUCGGUGGCUCAUAAUGUGACAUGGCUGCCGCCUGUAACUUCCAUGUGGUAUUUAUUAGAUCAUAGUUGAUUGGGCGAUUAUAAACAUUUUAUCGUUAAUUUCAUUGUAUCAAAUUAGCGCUGGUAAAGCGUAAUUUCAUUGUAUCAAAUUAGCGUAAAUAAUAAAGUGAAGACCAUCCAAACAAGCAGCCAAAAUGCAACACGACGACGUUAUAUGGGACCUUAUCGGCAACAAGAGUUUUUGUUCCUACAAAGUAAAAACGAAAACUCAACAGUUCUGUCGAAAUGAAUACAACAUCACAGGCCUUUGCAAUCGAUCAUCUUGUCCUCUUGCCAACAGUCAGUAUGCUACUGUGAGAGAGGAGAAAGGCCAGUGCUAUCUUUACAUGAAAGUUAUUGAGAGAGCAGCAUUUCCUGCUCGCAUGUGGGAGAAGGUGAAACUUGAUAGGAACUAUGCAAAGGCUUUGGAACAGAUUGAUGAGAACCUUAUCUAUUGGCCGCGGUACAUCCGACACAAGUGCAAACAGCGCUUGACGAAGAUCACACAGUAUCUAAUUCGAAUCCGCAAACUCACACUGAAACGACAGAGAAAACUGGUUCCACUUAGUCGAAAAGUAGAGAGACGAGAAAAGAGGAGGGAGGAAAAAGCCCUUAUUGCUGCUCAGCUGGAAAAUGCUAUAGAAAAAGAACUGCUAGACCGUCUAAAACAAGGAACAUAUGGAGACAUAUACAACUUCCCCAUCCAUGCCUUUGAUAAAGCUAUGGAAAAACAGGAUGAGGAGACUGAAUCAGAAUCAGAGGAAGAGGAAGAUGAAGAGGUGUCUGGGACGAGAGAAUUUAUUGCUGAGGAUGAGAUUGAAGAGAGUGAUCUCAGUGAUUUCGAGGAUAUGAACAACCUGAAGGGAAGCAGUGAUGAAGAGGAGGAUGACGAAGAGGAAUCCAGUGAGGAAGAGUUGGAAGAAGAGUUGGAGGAAAAGAUCAAGGCCAAAACGAAAGGAAAAGCUCCACUCAAAGGCCCAAUCAGGAAAAAGCGUGCCUAUGUAGAGAUAGAAUACGAACAAGAGACGGAACCAGCUCAGAAAAGCAAGUCCACAUAGAGACUUUAGCUGAUGAUCACACCAACUGUAGUAACUCUGCUGCCUUGUGGAACAUUUCCAAAUCAUGGAACUUGCUAGCUUGCUAGCUUUUAUUAUACCUGUACAAUAACAAUGUACACUCACCUAAAUUUUUAAUGUGGUGGAAUUGUUCAUACAUUGACCUGUUUCAUCUGUGCUUAUGCUGUUGCAAAGCAUCACAUCCAUUGUGUACUUUUGGGUCAACUUUGAUACAGUUAUGCCAUUUCAAAUAAAGUUUAUAUGUGAAGGCUA
Ctenopharyngodon idella (grass carp) is the source of this 1400-nucleotide messenger RNA. It is a transcript of the gene mak16, whose product is annotated as MAK16 homolog (S. cerevisiae). The coding region runs from base 228 to 1130 and encodes 300 amino acids. The transcript has 10 exons. NCBI's taxonomy places the organism in Eukaryota, Metazoa, Chordata, Actinopteri, Cypriniformes, Xenocyprididae. Gene Ontology annotation, cellular component: nucleolus; preribosome, large subunit precursor. Gene Ontology annotation, biological process: maturation of LSU-rRNA; maturation of 5.8S rRNA. The record is from RefSeq and is a predicted model, not a curated record.